AUGGAAGAAGAAUCAAAACUAUCAACAACAUCUCAGACAGACACUGAUCAAAAGGAAACCGUUGUGAAUGAACUGUUAGUAAUGUCCUCCAAGAAUAACAGUGUAUCACAGACAUCAAUACCACCGCAGCAACCACAAACAACAACGACCACCACCAGUAACACUCAAAGAAGUCAACAAAUGCAACUGCAGCAACCUCAACAACAGACAUUUCCCCAAGAUCAGCAACAGCAACAGCAACAACUUUUACAACCACCAAAAGUCCAACACUCGAUGUUUAAAUUAUUCACAUUUGUUAUUAUUGUAUUACCCACAUUAUCAUCAAUAAUAUUUCCAUUACCAUCAACCACAAUCACAUCCAAUGAACAAGUGGGCAAUUUAAUAAUUGAUAUAUUGACGGUGUUGCUAAUCAGUUGGGUUGUACGAUAUGCUAUUGAAUGGCCUUAUAAAUGGCUUGAGAAAUUGAAAAAGACUAAACAAAUAGUGAUUAAUCAAUUACUUCAUGAAAAGGCUAAUAAUGGAGAUUUUACUCGACAAUUGUUAUUAUUAAGAAAGGUACAUACAUUUGAAAUCAUUGCUCUUUUAUCUUCACUUGUUACUUCAAUGUUUGGUUCUUUAUUGUUGAUAUGGACAAGAGAAUAUACGAUAAUUGAUAAAGCUAGGAAAAAGAUGGUAUUUAAUAAUGUUAAUAUUGCUUUGUUACAAUUUUGGUCAAUAUUUAGAAUCAUUAGAUCUUUUAGUGAUAUUUUGGAGAAUAAUACAAUGGAUGAUAAGCAUUUAUAUGUUACUCAAGUAGCAUCAAAACAUUGGCUUCAAGAUUUAAAAGAACAUUUCUUUCCUUCCAAUAAUAGUAAUAAUAAUAGCAAUCAAAUAUUGAUGAAUAAUUUAUUAGUUUAUAAUCGUGAAUUUGAACAAUUGAAACAUGAAAUAACUACCUUACAAAAAAUCAUCUUAAGAUUACCUGCUGAGAAAUCAUUUACUCCAUUUCCAUUAAACAUGUCAAGGUCAACUAGUUCAUCACCAAAUGCAUCAUCAACUUCUCCAAAUGAUUCAUCCACAUUCAAUUCCGUUGCAAAACUCGAUCCAAUCUCCAAAUCAUCAUCCCAACAACAGAAACAACAACCACCAUCAAGAACACCCUCCAAUAAUAGUAGUAGUAUCCAACAACCACAAGCUCAACGUCAUUUUCUUUCAACUUCAACCCUCAAGAGAAACCCGGCAUUGAAAACUAUAAUUGAAGAAGAUAUGACGAUUCUAUUUGAACGAGAUUAUAAUCUCCCAAUAACCCCAAAUACAAGUUUAUUUGCCAGUUCAAAGGGACAUACACAACAACCAAGAAGGGUACCGAAUUAUCAUCAUACAGUAACUUACCCUCGAAGAGAGGGUAUAACUUAUGAACCUCAUUCAAACCGGUCUGAAGAACCGGACGGUUCAUUUGCUGAUAUCUUUAAGUCUCCAUACAACCAUCUCAAGGUAUUUUUUGAAAAUGAUCUUCAAACUAAAGAAUAUAUGUGGUUAAAGAAAGUUAUUUGGGAAUGUAUUAAGAAAUAUAUAAUCCUGGGAUUAUUUGUACAAAUAUUGGAAUUGUUUUAUCAUCCUAUACUGACACUUAAACUUGUGCUUGUAUUAAUCGCAUUUAGAAUACCGGUAAAAUUGGUAAUAUAUUAUGUUAGAAUCCAUUUAGUGGUUCCUUUAUUAUUAGUGAAUUGGAUCAUAUGGAAACCUUUCCAUUUGUUAGCUGUGAUUGCGUUGGGUUUAUUUUCCGCUACAUUCCUGAAACUGAGAUCAAAGACUACUCCUACUCCUCCGGUUCCAUAUCUUCCACCCGUAAAACAAUCAAUAAAACAUCCUACCACUACGAGUCCUCAGAAGAAACGACACCCGGUAGCAUUCAAAAGAAUGGAAAGAUUGCCACCACAUAAUCGGGAUUUUUCAGGCAUGAAACAGUUUCGAUUAAAAUCGCCUCCAGCUACUGCUACAAAUAAGAAAUUUGAUGAAUUGCCAGGGUUUGAACCAAUUCGGAGGAGAACAGGGGGGAUUUUUUCGGGGUCAUCGUCGUCUUUAUCUGCUCCACCGACAAUUAAUAGAGAGAGGUCGGGAGGGUCAAUUGCUUUAUAUCAAGAUUCCUAG
Molecule: messenger RNA, 2130 nt
Organism: Hemisphaericaspora subhashii
Lineage: Eukaryota; Fungi; Ascomycota; Pichiomycetes; Serinales; Debaryomycetaceae
Exons: 1
Coding region: 1-2130 (709 amino acids)
Biological process (GO): positive regulation of DNA-templated transcription
Cellular component (GO): SWI/SNF complex
Source: RefSeq, a predicted model, not a curated record